Messenger RNA from Brenthis ino (lesser marbled fritillary), 1044 nucleotides. Lineage: Eukaryota; Metazoa; Arthropoda; Insecta; Lepidoptera; Nymphalidae. The record is from the annotation of a GenBank genome assembly.
AUGAAACAUUACGACGGGUACUACCAAAAUUUUAGCCAUAUAUCACCAGUAAAGUUGGUGAGCAGUGUAUCGGACCAGAACGUUUACUUAACUUAUGUAUGCCUGAUCAAUGAAGUAAGACAAUUAACUGGAAAUGAUGUGAAUUCACCGAACCAAGACCGAUCGUUACAUGUUGAUGCUGAUGAACUUAUUGAAGACCAGCCAAUUCAAGUAGAAAGAUCAAAAGCAUUACACGAACUCGUCGAAUCUCAAAAACACAAUGACUCUAAAGUAGAACAUGAAGUACAACGAAAGCCCAACACGAUCAAAUUUGAAGAAGACCUUGAAUUAUCAGAUAGUGAUGAAUUUGAUCAGUAUGUAAAUCCAAAGAAACUAAAAUUAACAAAAAUGAGGUGGCUCACCGAACAACGAGAAGGUUCUAUAGAUUCCAGUUCGCCAUCACUUUCACCUGUCAAUUCUUCAACAUCAACAUGUAGUAGGGAAUCAGAUGACAAUAUUAAUCAUAAAGUUAGCUUUGGAGAAAAAUGUUUAUCGACAAUACUCAAGUUAGAUAGGGAACACAACAUGUUUGGUUUAUCAAACAUAGCCAUCGUUGGUAAAAAGACAUCGAAAAAGAUGCGAAAGGAAGACAAACCGGCGUUCCCUCAGACUGCAAUUAUUCAGAUAUGCUGUGUAAAGGGUUGCUGUAGACAUAAGUGCGGCGGCUGCCAUCAUUGCUUAGAUCCGUGUUGUCCAAUUUGCGUUGGACCAUGUGGACCACCGUGUAAGUCGCCGUGUGGACCUCCAUGUAGGACGCCGUGUAGACAACCAUGUGAUAUACCACCAUGUCCAUCGCUGGUAAAUGGAGUUGACGCCACGUUCAAGUUGCAUUUUACAAAAGCCAAUGGCUGCCCGAUUGUGCCACCAUUUACCACAGUGCAUUCCCCCGUCAUCCUGCUUUCCGUACCUAAUGCCAUGCUACUGGCCAGCUCGGGCCGGUGCUCCUUGCAACCAUCCAUCGCGAUGUUUCCACAAUCCACCAUGUCGUCCACCGAGAAAGAAAAA